CGCGGUUCCGUGCGGGGCAGCCGGCAAAAGCCCCGCGCCGCGCCGCGCCCCGCGCACACCGCCCCGCUCCCGCAGCGCCGCCGCUGCUCCGAGCCCCCUGCCCUGCCCGGCUCGGCUCGGCACGGCACGGCUCCACGCCGAGCCACGGCACGGCACCGCCUCGCCGGGCUCCUCCCGAGGCGUGAGGCGGGCGAUGCCUCUCGCCGCCGGGCGCCUGGUUCCCGGGGCGCGGCGGCGCUCGGCGGCUGCCCCUGCUGCAGCCCCUCCAGCCCCUGCAGCCCCUACAUCCCCUGCAGCCCCCUCGGGCGCCCUGAGAGCAGGUUUGACUGUAGGUACUGAAGCGGGGAUCGACGGCGCAUAAAGAUGCUGAAGGGUGUUUGGUUGCUCAGUUUGUUAACAGUGGCUGGGAUCUCGCACACAGAGAGUCGCAAACCUGCCAAAGACAUUUGCAGCAAGAGCCGCUGCCCUUGCGAGGAGAAGGAGAACGUGCUAAAUAUUAAUUGUGAAAACAAAGGAUUUACAACCGUCAGCCUCCUGCUGCCGCCACCGUCCAAGAUCUACCAGCUCUUCCUGAACGGGAACGCGCUGACCCGCCUGUUCCCCAAUGAGUUUGUCAACUACUCCAACGCCGUGACCCUGCACUUGGGCAACAACGACAUGCAGGAGAUCCGCACGGGGGCCUUCAGCGGGCUCCGCACCCUCAAGAGGCUGCACCUCAAUAACAACAAGCUGGAAGUGCUGAAGGAGGACACGUUCCUGGGCUUGGAGAGCCUGGAGUACCUGCAAGCCGACUACAACUACAUCAGUGCCAUCGAAGCGGGGGCCUUCAGCAAGCUGAACAAGCUCAAAGUGUUGAUUCUCAAUGACAACCUCCUGCUGUCCUUGCCCAGCAAUGUCUUCCGCUUUGUGCUCCUCACCCACCUGGACCUGCGGGGCAACCGGCUGAAGAUGAUGCCUUUUGCUGGUGUGCUGGAGCACAUUGGAGGCAUCAUGGAGAUCCAACUUGAAGAAAACCCUUGGAACUGCACCUGCGACUUGCUGCCACUCAAGGCCUGGCUAGACACCAUCACCGUCUUCGUGGGUGAGAUAGUCUGCGAAACACCUUUCAGGCUGCACGGGAAAGAUGUGACCCAGCUCACCAGGCAAGAUCUCUGCCCUAGGAAAAGCUCCAGUGAUUCAAACCAGAAGGAAAAACACCCUGUCCUCUCAGACCCACAUAUCUCAAGGUUACUGCCCACAGCUAACUCUGCCAUCAAUCCCACCAGAGCCCCAAAAGCCAGCCGCCCCCCAAAAACCAGGAACCGCCCUACACCCCGUGUCACUGUGUCUAAAGACAGACAAAUAUUUGGACCUAUCAUGGUUUACCAGACAAAGUCUCCUGUGCCCAUCACCUGCCCAGCCGGCUGCAUCUGUACGUCACAGAGCUCAGACAAUGGACUAAAUGUGAACUGCCAAGAGAAAAAGAUAAGUAACAUCUCUGAUCUCCACCCUAAGCCAACCAGUCCAAAGAAACUUUACCUUACCAGUAACUAUCUACAAGUCAUUUACAGAACCGAUCUUGUAGAGUACAGCUCUCUGGAUUUGUUACAUCUAGGAAACAACAGAAUUGCAGUGAUACAAGAAGGUGCCUUUACAAACCUCACAAGUUUACGUAGACUUUAUCUUAAUGGCAACUACCUUGAGAUUCUGUACCCUUCUAUGUUUGAAGGGCUGCAGAGCCUGCAGUAUCUCUACCUAGAGUACAAUGUCAUUAAGGAGAUCCUGCCACAUACCUUUGAUGCUCUGAGUAAUCUUCAUCUGUUAUUCCUCAACAACAACCUGCUCAGAUCCUUGCCCGACAAUGUCUUUGGCGGCACUUCCCUCACCAGACUCAACCUCAGAAACAACCAUUUCUCGCACCUGCCGGUGAGAGGAGUCCUAGAUCAGCUCUCGGCUCUAAUUCAGAUCGACCUCCAGGAGAACCCGUGGGACUGCACGUGUGACAUUCUGGGGCUGAGGAACUGGAUAGAGCAAGUCACUGACCAGAACAACCACCAGUCAAAUGCCCCCGUUGUUAUCAACGAAGUCAUCUGCGAGUCUCCCACCAAGCAUUCUGGAGAGCAUCUGAAAUUCCUGAGCAAAGAAGCCAUCUGUCCAGAGAACCCCAACUUGUCAGACUCUUCUCUCCUGUCCAUGAAUCAGAACACAGAUACCCCCCAGCUCCUCGGUGUCUCACCCAGCUCCUAUCCGGAAAUACACACUGAAGUUCCACUGUCUGUCUUAAUUUUAGGCUUGUUGGUUGUGUUCAUUUUGUCAGUCUGUUUUGGGGCAGGCCUGUUUGUCUUUGUCCUUAAGCGCCGGAAGGGGGUGCAAAGCAUGCCCAGUAGCGCCAACAACUUAGAUAUAAGUUCAUUUCAGCUCCAGUACGGGUCCUACAACUCUGAGACCCAUGACAAAACUGAAGGACAUGUAUAUAACUACAUUCCCCCUCCCGUUGGACAGAUGUGCCAAAACCCGAUCUACAUGCAAAAGGAAGGGGAUCCAGUUGCCUAUUACAGGAAUCUCCAUGAGUUUAGCUAUAGCAACCUUGACCACAAAAAGGAAGAUCCCACCAGUCUUGCAUUUACAAUCAGUGCAGCUGAGUUACUGGAAAAGCAGUCCUCACCUCGGGAGCCAGAGCUGCUGUAUCAAAAUAUUGCAGAAAGGGUCAAGGAACUCCCCACCGGAGGAUUAGUUCAUUAUAACUUUUGCACCUUACCCAAAAGGCAGUUUGCCCCUUCGUAUGAAUCCAGACGCCAAAACCAGGACAGGAUAAAUAAAACUGUUUUAUAUGGAACUCCCAGGAAAUAUUUUGCAGAACAAUCUAAACCUGAGCAUCCUUUACUCCAAGGAAAGCUACAAACAGAACCAGACUACCUCGAAGUUCUGGAAAAACAAACUGCAAUCAGUCAGCUGUAAGGGGGGAGGUGGGAGGCAAAGGAAAAUUUUUAAAUGAGCUCAGCAUCAAAUUUGAUUGAUUCUGAGCUCAGUGCUGAUGUCAUCUGUCGCAUUCCCAACGUUUUCACUUUUUAAAUUAGAGAGGGAGUAAGAGAGAGAAAUGGAACCCUUACAGCACAGCAGGGAUAUGGUGUUGCUUUUGCAACGCUCCCUUUAAGUUAUUUCUAUCUCUCUCUCCUUUUGAACCUUCUGUAGGAACUGCCACUGCAAAUGUAUGUUUCUGUAAUAAAUCUUGCGUAAUUCUUUUUCAUUUGGAAGGAAAUGAGGAAGGGGGUCUUUGGGUUUUUCUGUUGUUUUUUUCUUUUCAUUUCAAAGUGGAAAUAAUGUAUUCUGUAGAAGAUCUCCAAAGAUCUUUUUUUUUUUUUCCUGGACUAUGACUUUCUUUUGUAAAUAAUAAUAUACAGUACUGCUGUUUCAAUUACCAAGUAUAGCCACUGGGCGUCACUUUUUUGUGUUAAAGUGCCUUUGCACUUUAAGUACAUUAUUACUUAAUUGUUGCUCUUAGCUUUGAUAAAUUGAACCUAUUUUAAUGUGUUGUAUUUUUGAAAUU
Messenger RNA from Cygnus atratus (black swan), 3526 nucleotides. It is a transcript of the gene SLITRK2, whose product is annotated as SLIT and NTRK like family member 2. Gene Ontology annotation, molecular function: protein binding. The record is from RefSeq and is a predicted model, not a curated record. Gene Ontology annotation, cellular component: membrane; glutamatergic synapse. Gene Ontology annotation, biological process: axonogenesis; regulation of presynapse assembly; positive regulation of synapse assembly. NCBI's taxonomy places the organism in Eukaryota, Metazoa, Chordata, Aves, Anseriformes, Anatidae. The transcript is spliced from 2 exons. Bases 364 to 2937 code for a protein of 857 amino acids.